AAAUCUGACGUGUGUUUCAGUCAAUGGCGGAAUCAACACAAGAGAGGCCAAAGGGGAUACGACUCGUCACUACUACGCUGUAUACUUUGAUGGCGAAACAUCCAGAGAUAUGUAUUGGGCUAAUUGUGAUUGUAACUUCCAUAAUUUCUCGCUACAGUUCAAGUAUCCUUGAUAAUGAUGUAUUAUCUCCGCCAAAGAACCCCCGGCCAUUCUUCCCUGCUGGGUCACCAGUUCUGGACUACCCCUGGGGUGACCUGAUGCCAGUGGCAGACCUGUUGAUCAGGGAGGAACUUCUAGUGGUCAUGUAUUACGCCCCCUGGUGCCAUGAUUCUAUACGAGCCAAAGCAGAAUUUACAAAAGCUGCCAAAGUCUUAGAAAACAAAGUUUCAUUUGUGGCCAUUAACUGCUGGUGGCCUCAAGGACCCUGCAAGAAAAAUUACAAAUUCCAUAGAUUCCCAGAAAUCUACAUCUAUCACACCACCAUUGAUGGAAUACGAUUUUCAGGGCCUCUGUUAGCAGAAUACAUUGUUAGAUUUGUGGAAGAGGUCAUGUACCCUUUGACCUUUCUCUACUCGGAGGAUAUGAUUUUGAACUUUGUUUCAAAACAAGAUAACUCUCUGAUUGGAUUCUUUGAUUUCAAUUCAUCACCUCAGCCUCCAGGAUUCAUUCAGUUUUAUUAUGCCUCAAUCAGGUUGCUGGAGAAAAACCCUCUUCAGCCAAUCAGAUGUGGUGUUAUAACACAGCAGUUCCUAGCGGAGGAGCUUGGUCUGUCGGACCCGAAUGAAAUCAUCAUGAUACGAACCUUCAAUGAAUCUUUACUGUAUCCACCCUCUAGGAAUUUCACAAGCUCCAACAUAUGGAGCUGGGCACUUCACCACAAAGAACAGCCCAUAGUUCAGUGGCUGAAUUUGCCUGGACACAAAAGUUUGGAGCUGUCUGCUGCCAUUGAAAGAGGACCCACCUUACUGGUGCUGGCACCUGUCAAUCAUGUCUACAAGACCAACUACUAUCUCAACAUGGUGAGAGAAGUGGGCCUGCUGUACCACUACUGUCAUGAGGUCCCCUAUCUGGAGUUUUUCCUUAGACAGAGUGUGAGGGACAGGGCAGACUUCCUUCAUAGCUACUCAGAGCAACAGGACCUUUGUAAAAAUUUCUAUGAGGUCCCGGAUGACCUUUUCUCAUAUCCCGAUAGAAACUGUUGUGUGUCAGUUGUAGGUGCAGACAAAGGUCUACAAAAUUCAAAGAAAAUCUGUGAUUUCUGUAGAUACAUGGAGAAGAAGUUAACGCCUGCUUCACUUGAGCCAUGCAAUCUGGGUUUGUCGUCCAUGUUUGCUGAGGAUGCAGUGUUUGCAGUUGGCAGCAAUAUACAGACACCAUUUUGUUUAGAUACUUUUGAAAAUUAUAAUACCAAUGAAUACAGGACGUUGUGUUGUAGAGAAUGUAAGAUAGACUUAUCUUAUAAAUCCUGUGCUUCCAUUUCAUCAAGAAGAAGCAAUGAUAAAUUUGUUCGCCAAAGUGAGUCCUCACUCAAAAGAAAUAAAUGCAAGAAAUUGACUCUUCAGAAAACUCAAAAUUUACUGAAGCCAAACCAGUUCAUCGGGGACUUCGAUCAUCUGUCCAUUCCUGUGAACUUCACUGGUUCUGCUUGCAGGACAAACAGAACCUUGACUUUAUUUUUUGUAGACAGCUCUUUAAGCUCUGCUCUACACAAGAAACUAGGUAUUCCUGGCCCUGUGGCAUUUGAAAAGCCCUCUGUGAUAAUUAUUGAUAAAAAGAAUGAAGCUAAUUUUAUUCUCAGGGAGUCUUUCUCUAGAAAAGCCUUAGCAAGGUUCAUUCAGAAUUAUACAGAAAGUGCAUUAGAACGCCAUCUACGCUCCGAGAGUCCCAGACCAUCCUGUGAUGCAGCGUCGUGUAGCGCUGAUGUCUGCGUACAGGAAGUCACUUCAAAGACAUUCCAUUCUGUUGUCAUGCAGCCAGGAAAGGAUGUAGUUUUGUUAAUAACUGCCAAAUGGUGUGGUUUUUGUUCUAGUUUCUCUCACACCUACCUCCAGUUAGCAAAAUAUUUCUCUUCUGCCAGGGAUCUAGUCUUUGCAAGAAUUGAUGCAGACAGAAAUGAUCUGAGGUGGGAGUAUACAUUGGAUUCCUAUCCCACAAUCCUCUUCUUUCCGGCUCACAGGAAAGAAGACAGUGUGGUGUUUCCAUCCAAUUUCCCAAAGUCAUUGCCCAAUCUGAUAAAGUUUAUUCUGGCCCAUGCCAAACGGGACCUCAAAACAGACACAGUGGUGGACAUAUGCAGCAAGACGUGCGUCAACCACAACAGGCGGCGAGUUGUUCACGUCAUGACGCAUCUUAGAGCCAAGCGACGCAACAUCAAGCGCAGGAUCAGCCUUCUGCUUAACAGGAGGGCGCACGGGAAGCCUGUGUUAAAGGAGGCCCUGAGGUCCUUAUGGAGGACCUACAGAACUGUUCAGAGAAAGAUCUGGAAUGCUAGUCUUUUACAGAAACUGUUGUUUUCUCACACUCGCGAGAGAUUGAGUCAGUCAGUCCUGAAGAAACACUUGGUAGAUAUUCAUAAGGAAGGGGAUUCUAAAGUAUACAAUUUAAAACACGAUGAAUUAUAGUGGCAAAUUAUCGUUUAAUUUUUUUCAAUUAAGAAGGUAUUUAAAAUAAAUGUGAUGAUGCCACACGAGGAGCUUAGCUGUUGAUUGACGCUGUCACAGUUUUCCAUUCCUUCAGAAUUAUUUGGGGUCAUUUAUGUUAGUACAUGUACCGUAGUUCUAUACCAGAUAAUUUUUCAUGAAUAAAUAUCUCAUUUAUUUUACUGUCGUCACACAUUGUUCAGACUGACGUUCCAUUUUAGCAGCUACAGCUGUUGUGCUUGUUAAAGGUCACAGCCAAAUUUUUUAUCCAUUGUAAUGAUAAAGUCAUUUUCACAAAACUUGUAUUCUCUAAUUGUCAAUCAAACCAUGAUUAUUUGUUUUCUGGUAAUGGUUUCAUUAAUUUUUUUUAUUUACUCAACUCAUUUUUGAUGCGUUUGAAAUAUCAAAUGUCAGAACUUCAUUAAAAAAUCAGAUCUUCAUUUACAUUUAUAUACUUUAUCAAUUUAUAACUGACAUUGUGAAAUGAUAUUGACAUAAUUUAGUACAGUAUAAAAGAAUCCAUUAAUCAUAUAGCAGCCAGUCUUCUAAAACUAGUGUGGGUUGAUCUAUUGAAGAAUUAAAGACACCAUUUAUUCUAUUGAAAAUCCAUUAGAAUUGGCUUUGUUCAUGACACAUUUUUUGAUAAAUGACUCAUUUUUCUUUUAUAACAGUUUUAUACACUUCAUAUUUCAAAUGAUUUUCACAAAUUGAAUUAUUAUCAAAAGUUGUCAUUCAAUGUGUAUUAAUGUGUUAAAAUUCCAACUACCAGUAUGUAUUACCACUCAUUUAGCAGUCAGUGUAUGUCUUCUGUAUAAAUUGCCAAAAACUGUUAUUUUAGCCAAAAAUAUGAUUGUAAAAUUUGUGUCUGAUUAUUGGAUAAAUUCAUUUUGUUUGAUGUAUAGCAGUAUGUUUAUGAUGACAUAUUGUCUCGCCAGAAUUGUAUCAGUUCAGCAGACCGAUCGCAAUCAACAGUUUUUCGGAGGCAAAGUCUGCAGGGUCCAUGCCUUAUGUUUAAUUUUAUCAACCGCCCUGAAAUUGACACCAAAUUAUUGCGUUUAUGAUUUAGAACAUAGUACAUAUUUGUAAGUUAAUGUAUUUAAUUGGGGCCUGUGUGGAUUGAAGCAGUGAAAGUGUGUAUAGAAACAUCAUAUACUGUCAGACAUAGAAUUUUUUUCAAAAUGAUUGCAAUAUUUUUUGUAUGGUAAAUUAAUACAUCUGAGUGUCAAAGACAUUUUUGGCAUGUUUUUUUUUUCAUAUUAUUUGUCUCAUAGUCUGCAUGCUUCUAGUUUAAUUCAUAAGAAAGGAUAAAAGAAAGUGUUUGAGGUUGUUCAGUCUUUUGACUGAUAUAUGCAACUACCAGUAUAAGUGCUCUAUCAGUAAAAAAGAAUGGUAUGCAUCACAUUUCUGAAACUACCAAGGAACAUGCAGUCUGAUAAUUAACUUACUUUUAAAGCAAGAAAUAUAUGAUAUAUGUUUAUCUUGAAUCAUUUAAUAAGGUAUUUAUACAUUAGCUAAAUAUUUUGCAAGUCAGGCAUAAGUGCUCUACCAGUAAAAGAGAAUGGUAUGUAUCACAUUUCUGAAACUACAAAGGAACAUGCAUGUCUAUCUUGAAUCAUUUAGUUAGUUAUCUGUUCAUUUGCUAGAUAUUUUGCAAUUCAGGCAUUAUUUUUGUUUUUGUGGAGAGCAACUAUAUUUAUAUCUUCAUAUGUCUACUUUUCAUAUGUGCGAUAUAUGUAUUGAUUGAACUAUUGAAAUACUUGAUUUCCACUCAUUCAGUUCAAUUUACAAUAACUGUAUUCUUCUUUGAAGGAUAUUUAAUCAUUAUGUAAUACAUGUAUAUACAUGUCCUUGUAUUUGUUAGCUUGGUUUUUUUUUCUUCUUCAUUUUAUUAUUUAUGCAUAAACUUUGAUUUAUUUAAUUUUGAUGUCUCCCAAUCACCUCUAAUAGUGCAAUAUUUUAACCAAUUCAUAUGAGAGUGUUUUCUAUGCUGUCAGCGCUCUGGUCUGUAUAUAAAGUCAGCAUACAUAUAUAGCAUUGUACAGUACCAAAAAAAUAAUAUAAAGGCUACCAUACAAAAGUAGACUUUAAGAAUAUAAAGUCAGCAUACAUUUAUAGCAUUGUACAGUACCAAAAAAUAAUAUAAAGGCUACCAUACAAAAGUAGACUUUUAGAUGGCAGAAAAAAAUGUCUUGACUGCAACAAGGUGGUGCUCUAACAGCACACUGAUUCAUUCAAUACAACUUUAUAUAUUUACAACCUUUAAACAAAACAGUGGCACCUAAAAGACAGGUCUGCAUUUUACAAAAGAACUUACGACAGAGUCAUAAAUAUUUUCAGUCUCAUAGAAUGAUAUUUAAAGAACAAAACUUAGACAGAAGCAUAUUUAUACAACUACUUUGAUGUCCAUGAUAAUAUUUAACAGCCAUAAGAAUAAUACUUUGAUUAGCUUGUGAUUAAUAAGCAUUCAUUAAUUUGGUUGUAAGUCAUAAGUUCUAUUGUAAAACGCAGCCCUGGACUUUUACAUUGCUAAUUAACAUAAGUUGUCCAAUUUCAAUUACUGAGUUGUAAACAAGAUUGUCUAGUGAAAUUGACUAUUUUUUUUCAUGGAGUAUAGCUGUAGAUUAUUUUGGGCAUAGUUUUAUAAGAUUUUACAGCAAAGUCUUGUCAAUCUGGAUACAGUAAAACUCGUUUAGUACGAACACGGAUAUUGCGAAUUUACGGAUAUAGCGAAGUCAUCUUGGAUCCCCAGCUAUGUAAAUUUAAUGAAUUUCUUAUACGGUUAUAGCGAAUUACGGAUAUAACGAAGUAAUUUCUUAGGUCCCAGUGACUUCGUUAUAACCGAGUUUUGCUGUACUUGUUUCCAACCACAAUGUACUGAUGAAGCAUCCAGAUACAAGUAAAUGAUUCACAUAGCUGGAAUGUAUUUUACAGAAUUUUGAAAAAUGUUCCCAUUAAUACAUGUAAUAAUUUAUCACAUAUGGACUUUAAAAGUUUGGGCAACAUAUGCCACACUAUGCUUGUAUGUUGCCUUAAUACAUUAAAAUUAAUGGAAUAUAUUUUACAGAAUUUUGAAAAUUGUUUCCAUUUAAUUUAAGUAAUUUAUCACAUAUGGACUUUAAAAGUUUGGGUAACAUGUGUCACACUCUGCUUUUAUGUUGCCUUAAUACAUUAAAAGUUAAUUAAUAUAUCUUGUUAUUGUUGCACAUAUGUUACUGUUUCAAUCUGUGGUUAUUUAUAUAUAUUUUAGAGGGUUGCAUAUUAUGAUGAUACUUUGCUUUAGUUUUUAUAUAUUUUACACACAUUUGUCAAAUUAAUAGUUAAGACAAUAUUUGUUAGCAAUUGGAUAUGAUGUGAAUUUCCACUUUUGUGUAUUGUUGAAUAACAUAUUCUGAAAUUAGGAGUAAAUUUAACAGGAAAUAUACAAAAUAAUGCAAAAUCUUAAACUAUUGAAUAUAUCACUAAUAUUUGGAUCUCUUGAGAAAAGCAAUGCCAUAUGUAUUGGUUUAACUCAUUCAUGUCAAACGAUUUCUCAUUAUGAAAUAUCUAAUUUGUUCAUGAAACAUAGAGCUAAACUCUUGGUAAAUGCUUUGAUCCCUUUGAAUUUCUGAAACAUUGCCAUGCAUUUUCUAUAUUAAACCUGUGAUUUGCCUUUUAUCUAAAUCAAAUAAAAGCUUUAACUGAAGUUUACAUAAUGAAAUUAUUAUAAGAUUGUUUGUUUGUCGCUGGAUUAUAAAUCAAUUUAAUGUAAAAAAAUAAAAUAAAAAUACAACAAAGACAGAUGACAAAUAGCAUGCAAGAAGUGAUUAAUUUUAAUUACACUCAAUCAAAUGACUGAAAUUCUUCACAAGUCGGUAAUAAAAUAAAACAGGCUUAAAUAACAGAUUAGCAGUAUUAGGUCUGUUAAAUCUGGGGACUGGUCAACUUUGAUAACUUAAUUUUUUCAGCUAUAAAGCGCAUCUCUUUUGUUGUGUAACUCAAUAAUAAAGACAUUAAAUCACACUAAAUGGU
This is a messenger RNA of Magallana angulata, 6647 nucleotides long. Its product is annotated as thioredoxin domain-containing protein 11-like. The coding region runs from base 24 to 2621 and encodes 865 amino acids. Lineage: Eukaryota; Metazoa; Mollusca; Bivalvia; Ostreida; Ostreidae. The record is from RefSeq and is a predicted model, not a curated record. The transcript has 14 exons.